This is a messenger RNA of Hibiscus syriacus, 456 nucleotides long. RefSeq lists its product as uncharacterized. Bases 1 to 456 code for a protein of 151 amino acids. Lineage: Eukaryota; Viridiplantae; Streptophyta; Magnoliopsida; Malvales; Malvaceae. The record is from RefSeq and is a predicted model, not a curated record. Gene Ontology annotation, molecular function: nucleic acid binding. The transcript is spliced from 2 exons.
AUGUGGAAGGAGAUAGCCAAGCUGCAAGGAACUGAGCUUUGUAUGAGUUCGGCUUACCACCCUCAAACCGACGGACAAAUAGAAGCUUUAAAUAGGUGCUUGGCUGGAGAUGAACCAAGUAAAUGGGAGGUGUAUCUUGCUUGGGCUGAGUAUUGGUACAACACCGCUUAUCAGUUGUCUGUUGGAAUGACUCCUUUUAAGGCAUUAUAUGGAAGAGAUCCACCCACCAUUGUCGACUAUUUGGAAGGGCAGCCCCAGAAGCAGAUCACAACCUUGCCUCUAGUGUUAGGUACAGGUGAUGGAAGUGAAGAGCAAGAGGACAUGAACCUUGAGGACAAGGUUCCUUCAUUAGGGGAGGUAAUGUUGAGAAAGGAAGAGUCAAGACAUGAGCAUGGAAAGGCACAACAAUCUGCAGUAACCAUGCAAGCAGCGGAUGAGAAAAAGGAGAGUGAGUAG